Messenger RNA from Arachis ipaensis, 531 nucleotides. NCBI's taxonomy places the organism in Eukaryota, Viridiplantae, Streptophyta, Magnoliopsida, Fabales, Fabaceae. The record is from RefSeq and is a predicted model, not a curated record.
UUAUUCCCUCCUUCAUUCUUCACAGUUAUGGUUCACUUGAUGGUGCACCUUGUAGAAGAAGCUAAACUUGGAGGCCCUGUCCAUUAUAGAUGGAUGUACCCUAUUGAGAGGUAUUUAGGACACUUGAAGUCAUAUGUACGUAACAAAGCACAACCAGAAGGAUCCAUAGCGCAAGGAUACUUAAUGGAAAAAAUUCUUACAUUUUGCUCCAGAUAUUUAGAGAACAUUGAGACUAGAUGGAAUCGACCUCGCAGAGUUGAUGAUGAACCAACCCAUGAAGAAUCAAAUCCUUGGUUAGAUACUUUGUUUCCUAAAGUAGGUAAACCACUUGGUGUUUCCUCAUAUUUCACUUUAACAGCCACCGAGAAGUUACAAGCUCAUAGACAUGUGUUAACUAAUUGCUCCAUAGUUGACAACUAUCUCCAGGAGUUUAGAAAUAUUGUACAAAAGUAAUUAAGAAGUCGUACAAGAAAUACAUCAGAGAUAGACAAGAAAGUUCAUAGAGAGUUUGCAAGUUGGUUCUCUACCCGU